Molecule: messenger RNA, 6266 nt
Organism: Strongylocentrotus purpuratus (purple sea urchin)
Lineage: Eukaryota; Metazoa; Echinodermata; Echinoidea; Camarodonta; Strongylocentrotidae
Gene: lemd3
Product: inner nuclear membrane protein Man1
Exons: 14
Coding region: 44-2827 (927 amino acids)
Biological process (GO): negative regulation of BMP signaling pathway; nuclear envelope organization
Cellular component (GO): nuclear inner membrane
Molecular function (GO): chromatin DNA binding
Source: RefSeq, a predicted model, not a curated record
GCGCGACCCCAAAUGACUUUUUCUCUGUGACCUGACGCUCAAAAUGGCGGCAAGGGGAUCUCCGUUGACCGACAGUCAGCUCAGAGAUGAGCUGGUAUUGUAUGGAUACAAGCCUGGUCCGAUAACAGGAACCACUCGAUCUUUGCUUCUAAAGAAGCUCGACAAACUGAGAAGUGAGAAAAAGAACAUUUCUGGAAAAUCAGCUCCCCACAAGAUUUCAACGCCUAAGAUAUUUGCAUUGAGCUCGGAUGAAAGCGAAGGAGAGGCUGUGGGAAAUUCCAGGGGAACUGCCCCGGUCAGUGCGACCAGACGCCGUAGUGGUGCACGGGCUCCGCGGCCAGCGCCCAAAGCAACAAAGCGGUUGUCAUUGCCAGCUAAUAAUUCGAAAUCUGCACGGAAGACGAGCUCGAGGAAAUCAUUGGCAGUAGCCACAAACAACGAUGACGGCGAGGAUGACAUCAAUGAUGAUGGGAGUGAGAAAAGUGACUCUGUCAGGGGACAUGAUUAUCGGAAUGAGAAAUAUUUGCUUGGUGUGCAUCCAACCGACACUGUUCCAAAGUCAAGAACUGUAAAGAGUGGGAGAAGAUCAAUCAAGGAAGACAGAGGAGAAGGGGACAGCAAUGCAAACAGAGUUAAUGGAAGAGGGGAGUUCACAGACUCUGAUGAGGAAGUGUUGCAUCGAAGAGUUGUAAAAACAAGAACAAAGUCAAAGAAACAUCCAAUUGUUGCAAGAACUUCUGAUCCUUUUAAGGUUUCCAAAGAUAAACCGAAACCUAGUGCGUCUGCUAAUGAUGAGGAGGAUGAGGAGGAUGAUGAUGAGAAUGCUGAAGAAGAUGAAGAUGACUCUGCAAGUGAUAAUUCAGGGAAAAGGAACACUUAUGUUGUUGAUUCUUCAAAAGAUAGAUCAGGAAAGGAAGACAGCAGGAGAGGAAGAUGGAAUUUCCUUGCACCUCGGAAUACGUCAAGGAGUGAUCGUGAUUCUCCAUCUCAAGUUGCAUCAAAUGCUUCAAGUUCAAGAUCCAAGGACAAUGAUGAAAAUACAUCAUCGAACUGGACGUUCUUCACUUCUCCCUUCAAUUCAUCUCGCACAUCGACUCCCAGGAAAUCUAGCACCAGCAGAGAUAACACCACCUUAACCUACUACUCUGUCAACCCUGGGAACUCAUCACGACAGGAUGCCCGAGCAAGUGCUGCAGCAACCCCUAUCAGUGGUAGACCUUCUUUGAGAGGUUCCGCAUUGGAUGCGUCAUCUAGCAACCACACAUCGUUUCAUGGGCAAACACCAACACCCCCCACCAGUAGCAGCUCCAGACGAGAAUACUCUACACCGGCACCCAAUGAAAAUUUGUCAGAGAGCUAUGCUCAAACUCCACUCAGAGAACCGCCGGUAGAUGAGGCUCAGAUAUUUGCUACGGAAGAGAAUCUUGUUUCGAGCUGGAGAACUAAGUAUUGCCAUUUUGUUUCCAAAGUGCUUGUUGGGAGUGUCUGCUUUUUCUUCAUCCUACUUGGGCUCAUGUACCUGAAUGUCAACAGUACUGUGAAGUCCAGACAUUUGCAAAUUGCUGACAUUACAGGUCAAGAUGAUGUGAAUUUCUCUGGUGAUGAGCUACCAUUGUUGAUGGGACAGGCCUUGCAUGAAAGACUAAGUGAAAUGACAGGUGACUAUCUGUGUGGUAAAUCCCCUGUGAAGAAUAUGACGAUGGAGGAAGCCAAGAUAUAUCUGAAUGAAAAUCCUGAACUUCAAAAACAGAAACCAAGAAAUAAUCCAUACUGGGUUGCAAAGAACAUGCCUAGAACACUCCAGCUGAUCAUCUCUAAUCCACAGUGGGGAAUAAGGCUGUUCAAUGCGAACAAAGAACACCUGACCGAGUACAAGUAUGAGGACAAUGUGAAAUGGCUGGAAUCCUCUCAUGACUACAUGACUGUAUUCUGUCAGGUCAAGACCACAGCACUGAGACUUCUCUUCUGGGCUACCAUCCUUGUUAUCUCUCUCUUGGUACUCUGGCCAGGAUUUUACCUUUUCAGGUACCAGAUGCACAGGAAAGAACAGGAGCGGCUAGAAGUCACUCAGCUUGUAGAAAAGAUUAUUGAGGUCCUCGCUAACCACCAGCAAGCCUGUUACCAAGACAAGAGUUUGACACCAUACCUGGCCAUCCCUCAUGUCAGAGAUACGCUUAUACCCCCGGCUGAUAGACACAAGAAGCAGCACUUGUGGCAGAAAGCAGUGCAGUUCCUCAACGUCAAUGAAUCUCGUGUGAGAGUAGAGACCCAGCAGGUUGCAGGUGAAGAGUUUGCUGUAUGGAGAUGGGUUCAGCCGUCUCCCGCUGUAGCUGUCACAUCGUUUGUACCCAUUACUGACAGAGAUAUGAAUCCCAAGAGAGCAAAGGUGUGGCAAGGAACAGCUUUUGCGAACCUGGAUAGUGCAGUGAAAGCGAGUGCCUAUAACUACACCCCGUGCCUCAAAGUCAGAAACAUGUUUGAUCCUACAUUGGAGUCUGGAAUCAACUGGCAUAUGACCAUACAGGAUGCCAUCUUAGAGAGAUGUGGGGAGGACAGUGGUAUCAUGCACAUUGUUGUCGACAAGAACUCUAGAGAGGGAUGUGUCUAUGUGAAGUGUUUAUCAGCGGAGAAGGCAGGCAUGGCAUUCAGGUGCCUUCAAGGAAGCUGGUUUGAUGGCAAGCUUGUGACAGUCAAAUACAUUAAACUUGAUCGAUACCAUCAGCGUUUCCCAUCGGCUCUCGGUGUCACAUCACUGCUGAAACCUUCCAACAACCUUCGCAUGUCACUCCAGUCACCUCCCAGCACAUCAGCUGAUCUGCCCCUUUAAACGUAUAUCCAAUGGUGUAUAAAGCUAGGAUGAACUUUGCGUAAGCAGCCAGUGUGUUGCCUCUCUAAGUUGAUAUUAUCGUUAUGGGGAAAAAUAGUGAGUUGCUUUUAAUAUCAUUGGCUGCUUGCUCUGAAUACCCAAGUCACGUGUGGUACGAGCAACUUGCCCAGGGCAACCAACAUAUUUUAUGCAGGUGAUCGAAGAACAUCAUACUUUCUCUAUUGGUGAGUUGAAAAGAUGAUAGCGCACAUAGGUAGAGGCUCAUUUAUUCUGUCUGAACUUUCCAAAUCCACAUGCUUCUGUGUAUAAACCAGUAUGUCACAACAAACCAUGAAAUUCUACUUUUACAUAUUUAUCUGAUUAGGCAAGUGAGGUUGUUGCAUCAAGUGUAGAAUUCAGAAGGCUCAGUUGAUCUGUAACGCAAUGUUCUUAACUUGAAAUUUUUACAGCACCAUGUAGUCUGACAUUAGCAUGUAGAUAAACUUUUGACUUGAUUAAUUUGUUUCUUGUAAUGCAUUGAGCACGAGUUGGAAAGCUCCAGAAAGUUGAAGAGAUAGAUGGAUAGGAUGGUUUGUUUUGUUUUAAGAGAAAUUUUGUUUUUCUUUUAUUAAAAGGUCAUCAAAGGAACAGUUGACAAAUGUAUUCCACCUCUUUAUUAUAUUUAUCCAUUACUUUUGGAAGACAUUCCACCGAAUUGGAACCUAAUUGAUCAUUAGGCACAACAAAAUGUUAGUAGGUACAUAAUUCUUUACAAAAUAUAUUGUGCUUCAAAAAGUAUACCAAUAACUUCUGAAAGAUUCUACUGUGAAUUAUAUUUUACAGGUAAUUACAAUGAGGGUGAAAAUUACAAAUGUGGGGCCAUUUCCUAAUUGAUCAGAUUUGAAAAUGUAACCCUAUUGAGGAAGAAAGCUGAGAUAUUAUUUGAUUAUCUACCUCUUGGAGAUGGGUUAGUAUGUGAAAGCUAAACUUGUAAAGAUUGUAAAGAUUGUACAUUGAUGGUUACUGUAGGUGAAAGGUAAUUGAUUGAGAUGUGUUUGAAAUGAAGAUCACACAGAAUUCAUAAUCAUACUGAUGGCUGGUUUCUUUUUUAAAUUAAAAGCUCAGAAUCUUUGGAGAAAAAAAAGUGUUAGAAAUGUAUCUUUCAAGGAAUGAAUGAAAUGCGGAUAAUGCUAUAAUUUCAUGAAUUAAUAAAUGAAUAAAAUUAUUGAAAUUGAAACUGUAAGGGGAUGAAUGUUUUUUUGAAAACAUGGUUAUUUCCAUUUUUGUUUUAUUUAGUUUGUUUCCUCUCUAAUUUAUUUAUAACCUAGUCAUUAGUGAUUAUGCAAUUCUGUGUGAUCAAUGUAGAUGGUUCUGUGUGGUAAGUUUAUAUUGUGUCUUGCAUUUGAAAAGAGUUAGAAUAGCAUUGUAAUCAUUUUAUUGUUGAGUACAGUUUUCUAAUGAAGGAUCAAAGGUUGUAUAUUUCAUCUUGAGCAAGGCAUUUUAUCCACAUUGCUCCUCACUACCCAGUGUUAAUCGGCUACCCAGUAGGAUGCGAAUGUCAUUGUGGUUGGAUUAGCAUGUGCGUGCCCAUGAAAAGGCGACUAGCUGGAAUGCUCCUCAGAGAGUGGAGAAUGUGCACUAUAAUCUUAAUUUAAUCCAGUGACCGGGGUAAUACUAAUACUGUAAACGCAUUGAUAAUUAUUGGUUGAUGUUAAAGCACUACAUGAGAAUUAAGAAACCAAUAUUAUUUUAACAUGUAGUUUUAAGCUUCUACCAACCUUAAAUUUUUUAUGCAAGCUUUCGUCCACUCCUGUGGACUUUCUCAAGCUAAGUGAUCAGUCUGAGUCGCACGUUUGCUUCGCUGCACUGCCUGGUGUCCUGUGAUCACUGGACCAAAGAUCUGUGACAAUAGGUACCCAGAGUCAUAGUUUAUCAUUAUUAUUAUUAAUGUUUCAGUUUAGAGAUUCAUUCACGCCUUUCUGUUUAUUACUUAUUUGGAUGGUUUCAAGAAAAGGGAAAAAAAAUACAAGUACAUGAAACCAUUUAUAGUAAAUUAGAACAAGUAAGAUAAUCCCGGAUUUUAUGAAGUUUUGAUAGGACUUUGUUUUAAUAGCAGGUGAAUUAAAUCAAUCUAUCAAUUUCAUGAAUAUAUUAACAAAAUUGGUUUAUUGAUGUAAAGCAAGUCCAUUAUGCAUUCAUACAUUCAAUCAUACUUAUAUUCAGAAUGCUCCUAAGCUUAGUUAACGAGUUGAUGUAAAAAUAUAGCUACAUGGAGAAGAAAGUAUAGGAUUUUUCACUUUUUGUUGAUCAUUGUACAAGUUUUUCCCAAAUUGUUUCUAUGCUCUUGCAAUGUGCACUGGUGGUGAACUGUUGAGGUUUUUGUGUAUUUAUCAGUAUUAUUCAUUGUCAUGUUUACUUGUUGAUUGUUUAUGUAGUGUACAUUUCAGAUAUUUCCUCUUUUUAAAAUUAAAUGUGCUAAGUAGAUAUCUUGUUACUCCUGAUUUUAACAAUAUAUUCAUUAUACAUUGUACCAUUAAGUCAUGAUCACAUCUUGACGCAUGUAUUUCAUUGAUGCUAUGGAGUAUUUAUAUUACUCCCAAGUAGUGUAACAAGUGCGUUCUUGUCUCGGCAAUGAACCAUUUUUAAGCCUAUAUAAAGAAGGCAUGCCAUUGAUGCAGUAAGUCUGUUAUUUAACUAUUUCCAAACUAAUUUGUAUUAUUUGUCAUGUAAGAUGAUAGCCACUAAUAUUUUUUUAAGAUGUCAUCCAAAUUCCUAUUUUUCUUCUUUUGAUUUGAUGUAUUUAUAUUGCUAUUAAUAAGCCAAACAAAUUCUAACUACCGGUACAACACAUUGGUUAUUGCAUCGUAAUAGUAACAUAUAUCCUCAUCCGAACAUGGGCGUCACAAUAUCAACCAUUUUAUAUUGACAGAAAUCCAAAUGCAAUGAUUCGGUGCUAUUUUUAGAAUUAAUUAUAAUAUAAUUCUUUUCCUAUUGUUCAUAUUGUGUUAGUAUACAGUUGCUACUCUCUUACAAGAGUCAACAUUUAAUGUUAACUGAAAAGUAAAUAAAAAUAAUUUGGUCAAUAAGUGCUCCUUUUUUCUUACUAUUAUGUCCAAAUGCCUUUUGUUAAAUAGCGUCAUGCAAAACUUGUUAACAAAUUUGUAAAUUUUUCCAUAUUGCCUGUACUCUGAUUAAUGUACUCACAAAUGUAUCCAAGAAUUAUUACAAUAUUUAUCCAUGCUUUGAGGCAGUAAAAUGCUCAUAAUUCUUACCUAGUCUUAGUACAUGUAUGACACAGAAAUGAUGUAAUCAGUAGGAAAAUAUUGCCAUUAUAAUUCCAUCUAUAAUCAGUUUCAUAACCAGCUGGCCAGGCAAGAUAUUGAAAGUGUACACUUUGUGUGCUCCUAGCAUGAGUGUUAUGUAUGAAAAGAAUUGUGAAAUAAAUUGUAAAUAUAAAUAA